AGCGCGUUCCAGUCGAGCGCGAGCGGCGCCAGACUACGAAUGUACAUGUAUGGUCUCAAACGAUGAGAGCGAUUCUUCGUGUGAAGAAGGUUACGCGGGGCACUUGAGCAGUUUCGAAACCUGGCUCCGCAGCCUGCAGCGGGUUUUCGGGAGCCAGCUGCUUCUACUCCUGUGUGCGGUUCAGCACCUUCUCAAGGGCCUGGCCGGCUCCCUCGGGGCCAGGGCCACGCCCUACCUCUUCAAGGCCUACCAUGUGCCGGCGCAGGACAUUCAAAUCUGGAAGACCUGCAUUUUCUCGCCCUACAUUCUGAAGCCCAUUAUUGGAUUGGUGAGCGACCUCUUUCCGGUGGGAGGAUACCACAAGGGGCCGUACAUGCUCUUGGGGAGCCUUGGUGGCAUGGCUGCCGCUGCUGGCAUCGGUGCCGCGAGAUUGCCUUUGCAUCUCUUCAUCUUCGGCCUCUUUCUCUUCGAGCUGAUGAUUUGCACUGACGACUUGCUGACAGAGGCUUUGUAUGCUCGCGAGAUGCAGGACCACCCCAAGCACGGGCAGAACCUUCUGACUUUUGUUUUUGCUGGAAUGUCACUAUGUUCGCUUCUGGGCAAUCUGUCCUCUGGCUUUCUGCUUACGUCGCUCGGCGCCCACGGUGUCUUCCUGUUCGCCGCCCUCUGCAGCGUGCCUGCGGUUUUGGCAGCGAGCGGAUUUCCCGAGGUGCAGCAAGGCCCUGAAGCGAUCCACGCCAAGCGCGCAGAAUUUUGGAGGCAGAAGGAGGCGUGCGCCUUGGCUUUGGUGGUGCUGUGCGCGUCUUUGAGCAUGAGCCUAGUGGCCAUUUGCACCAAAGAUCCCGCGGCCAAUGCGGGCACCGCGGCGCUCGCGGCCUUGGCGGUGGGGGUUAGCUUUAGCGUGGUUCUGUCACCCGUCAUCGCCAAGUUCUCAGUCUUCACCCUGCUGCAAACCUCUUUGCAUUUGUCGGCCAGUGCUCCCGCCUUUUACUUCCUGACGGAUUCAGAAGAGGAGUUCCCGGAUGGCCCGCAUUUCUCUAAGCUCUUCUACAACACCUGCCUGGGCUGCGUGGGGGGAGUCUUUACCUUGCUCGGUCUGUACACCUACAAUCGCUACAGCUCAACCUUGUCUUAUCGCAAGGUUAUUGUUGUCUCCAACACGGCCUUCUCGUUGCUACACAUGACGGACAUGGUGCUCUUCUCGCGCUUGAACCUUCGAUUGGGGAUUCCGGAUUAUGUCUUUGCCUUUGGCAAUCAGUCGCUGGGGACGCUGGUGUACCAGUGGCUGUGGAUGCCGCAGGUGGCCCUGCUCUCCCAGCUGUGCCCCAAGGGCAUGGAGGCCACAAUGUUCGCGCUGGUGGUGAGUUGCCACAACCUGGGUGUGGCGGUGAGUAGCAGCUGGGGCUCGUUGCUGCUGGAGCGACUGAGCUGCAACCCCACCGGUGCCAAGGCAGAGUCAGAGGAGUUUCGGAACCUUUGGCUGGCCUCGGCCAUCUCCAGUCUGCUGCCGCUGCUGGGCAUCGGGGCGCUCUUUUGGCUGGUCCCCGCGGUUACCCCGAGCCAAUCGGAGCUGCAGGUGGGCGACAGCACGGCAGGCUCAUUGUGGAAGCGCUGGCGCCUGUCAAAGCACGAGCUGCUGAGCACAAACGACAGCUGAGCCCAAGCGACAGACAGCCUGUGGGCUCCCUGGACCGCGGCUUCCCGGUUGCGGCGAGAGACGCUGCGCCGCGCCGCGCUCCGCACGAAGGUUGCCGGACGAUCGCGGCGAGCAAGUGAUCGCGGAGUUUGCGCGCGUAGAACGACACGAAAGAAGCCGGAAGAGAACGGCAGCAAGUUAGAUGAUCGAGCA
Effrenium voratum is the source of this 1849-nucleotide messenger RNA. Lineage: Eukaryota; Dinophyceae; Suessiales; Symbiodiniaceae. The record is from the annotation of a GenBank genome assembly.